AUGUAAGUAAAAUAAUAAAGUGAGAAAAAGAGGUGUCGGCCUUGAGAGAUUACCCAAGAAGUGUCAAACAAGACAGCCAAACUCACAUUUCUUCUUUACCUAAAAACCCCCCUUUUAUUUGCCCUAUAUAUAAAUACACACGCACACCAUCACAUUCACCUGUAUAUAUAUAUAUAUAUAUAUAUAUCAUGUGCGUGUGUGUAGAAUUUUGAUUUUGACAAUGGAGCAAGGAAGAAUGUUAUUUGAUGCAUCAGCUUACAUGUUGUUCGAGGCCACCGGCGAUUCCGAAGAGCAGGAUUCCGGCGCCGCGGCGGAGGCGGAGGCGGAGGCGAAGGAAGAUGCGCAGUCGUGCAGCUACAGCUCCUCCGCGCGGCUGUAUGAGGCGGUUUACGGCGGUGAGGAUACUCGCGCAGCGCAAUUUGAUAAUUACUUCGACGACGACGACGACCGCGGAGGAAGCGACGAAGAGGACGGCGUCGUCGAUCAAUACCGCCGUCGGAGCCGGAGCGCGGCGGUGGAGCCGGCGAAGGGCUGUGAAGAAUCGAUGAGGAAUGAGAGAGAGGGGGAUAGGCUCUUCUGGGAGGCGUGUUUGGCGUCUUAGAAAAUCCUUAGGGGGGAAAGGAAAAUAAAUUGUUUGUUUUCCACUUAAUUCUUCCAAUUUAUUUUUUAAGCAACUAAUUAGUGAAGGAUGCACGAGAAAUUUCUUUGCAAAAAAUUGGCAAAGAAUCAUUAAUCUCCAAAAUUUGAUGAACAUAUUUUUCUUUAUCAGAUGUACUGUAUAAUAUUCACACAACUGUACAUAAAAUUUCUUCGUCUUGCUAGAUUUAGCAUUAGCUUA
Salvia splendens (bonfire salvia) is the source of this 838-nucleotide messenger RNA. RefSeq lists its product as uncharacterized. Bases 221 to 601 code for a protein of 126 amino acids. The record is from RefSeq and is a predicted model, not a curated record. NCBI's taxonomy places the organism in Eukaryota, Viridiplantae, Streptophyta, Magnoliopsida, Lamiales, Lamiaceae. The transcript has a single exon.